Caenorhabditis sp. 36 PRJEB53466 is the source of this 1048-nucleotide messenger RNA. The record is from the annotation of a GenBank genome assembly. Lineage: Eukaryota; Metazoa; Nematoda; Chromadorea; Rhabditida; Rhabditidae.
AUGAUGUCGAUCAUACCGAUCGGAGUGGGGGGAGAAGGUAUGCAAACCGAUUGAGUCAGGUCGCGUUGGUGUUGUACUCUGAACUCGUUCCUUUUCGAAGUUUCAGAUCAAAAACUGACUGGAACAAAUCUUUCAGGUCUUCCUUCCGUUGGCCGAUUUCGCUGUGCAGUUUGUGAUUCCUGGAGUUCUUCUGGCACUUCUCCAUGUCGGAUUCAUCAGAGAACCAGAGAUUGACAUGGGCGAUCUCACGAAGCAGUGAGUUGGAAUGAGCUCAGCUCACGAGAAACAUUUUUACUCUCAUUUUACAGCAACCGAUUCGGAAGGACUCCAAGGGACCAAACCCGCAUUCUCAUCACUACAGUAACCAUAAGUUUCCUCGUCGUUCAAGUGCCCACCGCCUUCAUAACCACUCUUUCGCUGACUAUCAAUCACUUCCAGAAUAAUAAUGCCUGUGAGUCAUUUGUGAUUCAUAAAUCACGAGCAUCCGAUCUCCCGUUUCAGUGAUGCUGUUGGCGUUGGUCACUGGUCAUCUGCAGCCUCUCCUCUCGAUCACCACGAUGGCGGCCAACACGGCGGCUCUUCUCACAGCCUAUUACGUCAUUGUCAAAGUGAGCCCUCGAUCUCGUUCAGAUGCUCUCAAUCAGUUAUUCAGGACGACGACGAAGACGUGGGCGACAGUCGUACCUCGAUAAGUGAUAAUGAAUGUCAGAAUGAGCUUCUGCUUCGAGCUCAGCAAUCCACGUCACGGCGCGGUACCAGGCAAGUCUGGAACAGUAUCCGAAGGUUCGCCACUUUCCAAAUCGCUUUUCAUCCAUCCAUCCAUCCACCGCUUCUUUUUCUUUUUUUUUGCGUGUGACUUCACAGUGUGGUUGGUAUUGUUUUCCGAGUGAUUUGCGGUGAACCUUCUCCCUCGCCCUCUCCGCCCCUCCAACAACGCCCUCAUUCCAGAAUAUCCCGUACGUAUCUCAGCGUGAGCCACUCGUUCGACACCGGCUCUCUUCGAUCGUUCUCGCGCAAAGGAUCCGCCAUCGGCGACGACAUUCUGUGA